Messenger RNA from Cladocopium goreaui, 4182 nucleotides. Lineage: Eukaryota; Dinophyceae; Suessiales; Symbiodiniaceae. The record is from the annotation of a GenBank genome assembly.
AUGCCAAACAGGGCCUGCGAAGUGACUGAGCAACCUGCCAACGAACCUGAACCUGAAGGGCGACAGGAGUGGGCAGAGUCCAAUGCAGAGUCCAAUGAGGUGACACCGGAUGAGGAUGUCUAUGCAUCCCUGCAGAAGAACAGCCAGGUCGAUGAUUCUGCUGUUUGCAAAGACGAGGAGAAGUCGGAACCCCAAGAUGAGGUGGAAGAAACAACAAGUCUUGUGGAGGUUGCACCAAAGCCUGAGCCCAACUCAAGGUUGGGAUCUUUCUUUGCAGGUUCCUGGCGACUUUGGAGUCUACCUUGGGAUCUGCGUCUCAAGGCGGGAUUGGCAUCCCAACCUAUGCGGGGAUUGUGGGGCACAAAGAUGGCCUCCAGCCUUCAUCACUUCUUUGAGAGCUUCCUCCUCAUCACAUGGCUGCUGUCCCUGUCAGCAUCUCUUGCAUGCUGUCUAAAGCUUGGAUCCCUACACAUGUAUGGUGAUCAUAGCCAACUGCAAAUUGCUGCUGCCAUAGCUUGCUGCUUCAUUUUAGCGACUUGGGCAGUUGCAGAGGCAUGCAAUCAACUUGGUCCACAUGCAGGUGACAUGCAAGGCUAUGAACUUACGAGCACAGCAGACGUGGAUCCUGUCAUUGUUGGUCGAAAAGUAGCUGAUGAUGCAGGACCAGACCCUGAGGUCUGCCAAAAUGUGGAUGAUACUGUGGAGAAAGAGGAAGCUAAAGAGGGGAUGCGCCGUACCUCUGUAGCUGUCCAGGCCUGGCUGAAAGAACAUGUUUCAGCUUGGAGGGCAGGUGCUGAGCUUUGUGCCAUUCUUGCGUUUCUCUACCUCUGUGACCGUACGGCUGUUCUUCCUGAGGGUCCAAAGACUCGUGAUCCCAAGUACUUCUGGGGCCUUUGGGCCGUGAUCGUCAUCGUCGCUUGCUUCACCAUCAGGAAGACUGAGGAGUCCAACCCACUAUCUCGAGAGCAGACCGACGAGUGGAAAGGAUGGAUGCAAAUCAUGUUUCUAAUGUACCACUACUUUGAGGAGAAGGAAGUUUACAACGCAAUCCGUGUGUAUAUCGCAGCCUAUGUUUGGAUGACAGGAUACGGCAAUUUCUUUUUGUACCGAAAGGGUAAAAGCUUUACAGCGCGACGAACAGCCCAGAUGUUAUUUCGACUGAACUUUCUGGGCCUUGUGGUGUGUGUUGUCCUUCGAAAUGAAUACAUGCUCUAUUACAUUUGUGCAAUGCACACUCUCUUCACGGUUUUCGUGCUGGUGGCAAUGUUUGUGUUGCAUACCAUGAACUCUUUGUACACCGUCCUUUGGGUGAAAAUACUCACAACAUUUGCAGUGACAGUGGUACUCUAUGAUGGACCUGACUACAUCUUUCGACUGGUCUUUGGAACGCUGCCAGUGGUGCGUCCUCUAUUUGCGUUUCACGAUCCACUCCACCCGGAAUUCAAAGAUGAAAUGCAUGAGUUUCACUUCAGAUCCGGACUUGAUCGAUAUAUUUGGAUCUUUGGCAUGAUUUGUGCGCUACACUACAAUCAUUUUGCUGCUCUCCUUCAGCUGAAUGUUUCUUGCGCAAGAAGACUAGCUAUCCAAGUUACCCUGGUCCUCAUCGCUCUUGCCUGUGGUGCCCUGUGGUGGAAGUAUGCUUUUCAACUGGACAAAUAUGCCUACAACAAGAUUCAUCCAUUCACGUCCUUCGUGCCCCUGUCCGCCUACUUGAUUUUGCGUAACUGCACUGAAGGAUUGCGGAAGCGCUAUCUGUACCUGUUUGCUUACAUGGGGAGGACCACACUGGAAACCUACAUUUUUCAGUUUCAUAUUUGGAUGCGAACAACCGGACUGAAUGGAUCGCCCAAGAAGCUCUUAGUAGUGGUUCCAGGUUCUUAUUGGCUGAACUUUGCCGUGUUAACGGCCAUCUACAUCUUCGUCUCCAUCAGAUUUUCGCAUUUGACUGGAGUGCUGCGAGAUGCGCUCAUCCCAUCCAGUUUGCGAGCCAUGCUGUGGAUUUCUGACAAGCAUUUCUCUUCGAGACCCAGCACUUCAGCAGAGCAUUCCAGCGAAGGUGAGCUACUUGUCAGCGACGAAGACAUUGACAGUCGGUUGAAUGAUCAACAAGCACCUGACAUUGUUGGCAUUGAAAGCUGGCAGGUGGUUGACUCUGGUGGCCUGGUUGUCGCCGAAGAUGAUGCGGUGGAUGCAAUUCACGUAGGCCGCGGUUCAGUGGAGGCAAAGAUGGAGCGAAUGCUGACCUGGAUGCUGGCUCCCGCUGUUCAUGGGAUUCCAAAACUGGGCGUGCUUCCAGCAGAAGAGCGGGCAGCUGAACUGUUGGCGCAGCAUGACCGAGAUGUGGAAGCUGCAGUUCGAGAAGUGGUUGCUGGCUCUGAAAGGUCAGUCUCCACUGUGGUCUUAAACUUCUGCUUGGAGCGAAUUCCAGUCCUUGGUUGCCCAACCGUCUUGCUGAAAACAACUUGGGGCAAUCUUCGCAGCAUCGUGAUCAUUGCAGCAAUGUAUGGUCACGACUUGGAAUCAGCCAGAGUACAACAUGAGGCGCUUCUUUGCCUUGUGCCUCCUGGUGAUGACAAGGAUUCCUGUGCUGCCGCACUGAAGCAGCAGAAUGCAUCGCCUGAUCUGAACCCUGCAGUCUUCGUGUCCACCACAGCGCAGCAGGUCGCUCAUUUUAUGAUCCGCGGAGCUUUGAGACGUGCUACGGGAUUGCAAGCAGCAGUCGAUUGCUUUGAGCUGGCCUCAUUGUUGUACAGCAGUUGUGGCACAGAUGCAUUGGAUGAGGACGGUUUUGUACACCUCACAGCCACACCAGCUUCGGCUGCCAGAGACUUUUUUCGUAAGAAGUCUUUCGCUUCUUGUGCCAUCUUGUGGUGCUCGUUGCCAUUCCUGGUGCUGGGCAUGGCUGCACCCAAUCUUUUUGCCAUGGCGAGGCUGGUACCCAUCAUGCUUGGGUGCCUUCGUGCGGUGGUUGGCAGGAUUCCCACGGCUUACCUGAAGUCUGCCCCUGCUGCCAUCCUCGUUCUGACCGGACCUGGUCUGGCUCUGUACUUCUUUCGCCCAAGCAUCCCAUGGAAAAGACCGGUCAGGAGCAAACAUUUUUUGCUGAGUAUCUUGGGGCACAAUGACACCGGGCAUUGGGAAAGGAUUCAAAAAAGAUUUGAGGAAGCAUGGCCGCAGCUGGUCACGACGUUUGUCUUUCUGCUGCAUGGUCUUCUUCCGGUUUUUUCCACUAUGUCCUCCUUAUCUGUCGUGCUCGGUGCACUUAGCCCAGCUGUUGAAUCCUACAGUUGGCACGGCUGGGACCUUCUGAAUCGGGUGGCUUGUGCAUCGCUUGGACUCUACAGCCUCUUCUCUGUCAUGGUCCAUCAACUCCAGCGGGAGUACCCUGAGGACGAGCUGCCAACAGCCAGCAUCGCAGUGAGGGCCUUGAUCCGGGGAGUCCUCGUGCUGCGAGCAGCUGCAAGGGCCUGUUGCUUUUUGGCGGCCUGGCUCUAUUUGCUGUUGAUCUUGGACUGCCUGAUCGAUUGCGUUUGGUGGCAAGAACAAGGGACGCCUCUAGGCAUCCUGGGCCCCUUGGGCUGGAUUCUAAGUGCAGAUUCGCAUCCAUUUGCCAACGAAAAAUCUGUGAUCUUCUGCAUGAAUCUGAUCUCUGUCAUCUCCCAGCAGCGGCUGGUAGAGCUCUUGGCCCGUCGAGAGGUCUUGUUGCGCUUGAUUGGCGCAGAACGAGUGAUGGCUUCCACCAUUUGUUUGCUCUUGAAAGGUGUGGCCGUGGCUUGUACACCGUCGAAAAGUGCCAAUCCCAUCGCUGAGUUCCUCGUCCAGGUGGCCCCUCCUCCAGCUUGCUGCGUGGCGAUUGUGGCACUGCGAGACCAUGCGAUGCCGCUGGGCGUCGCAGUGGUCGUGAUACCUUGGAUUACCGGUUUGCUCGGCAGUGCCAGUUGCCUUCUUGUUGGACUCCUAGGGGGUGCUUACGCUGCUCACGCGGUGCUAUCUGUCUGGUAUCUCUACAGAGCAGACUUGGAUUCUGCUGCACUUCGCUUGGCUAUGCUUGUGCCUGGGGGUGUGUCAAGUCAAGCCAAGGGAUUGCUCAGAGGUGUUCUGGCUGGGGCACACCGACGCGCAGUUCGGAUGAUGGCAAUGGGCAUUUUGCAGAGGGCCUUCCGCUGGCUCACUCAGCGCUGA